This is a messenger RNA of Helicoverpa armigera (cotton bollworm), 1669 nucleotides long. RefSeq lists its product as uncharacterized. Lineage: Eukaryota; Metazoa; Arthropoda; Insecta; Lepidoptera; Noctuidae. The coding region runs from base 36 to 1283 and encodes 415 amino acids. The record is from RefSeq and is a predicted model, not a curated record. The transcript is spliced from 9 exons.
UAAUAAUGAUUUUGUUUUGUUCCAGUUAAAACAAGAUGGCGUUGCAGAGGUUGAUGCGGGUGCUACUCGUCUGCGUUGUGGGCUACACCAGCGCGUCCGUCGUAGACAAUACUAACUUUAGAACUCCUCGUCAGAACCCAGCGAAUAUCUUCACAGUCGGCAAUGGAGAACAGUGUCUCAGUGCUGACCGGACCACUGGGGGCGUCUGCCUGUCCCGGAACCAGUGCAACACUCAGGGAGGCAAGGCUAUUGGCUUCUGUGGAGUUUUCGCUACUUGCUGUUCAUUAAACGCGUGCGACGUCCGCACAAACACGAAGGUGGCUGUCUUCAUCAACCCCCCCCUCAACCACGAGUCCUCAGGCCUGGAGUGCUCCUACAACGUGGAGAUCAACAACAACAAUGUCUGCCAGAUGAGGAUCGACUUCGAAACCUUUAACCUGGCGCCACCUACCACUGUGGACCCAGUAGAGAACGUGACCCAGCGUCCCGGCUUCACGUGCAGGAACGACAUCUUCCAAGUGACCAACCUUCAGGCUAACUCUGACAUCCUACCUCCUCUGUGCGGUGAUAAUAAUGGACAGCAUUUAUAUGUAAGAGUAAACGCAUCUACCAACAGCAGAGCUAUUAGGAUCAACUUCAAGAUUGCUGACCGAGUCACUCAGCCUAACUUGCCACAAGCCACUUGGAAGAUUAAGGUCACCCAGCUGGAAUGCUUCAACACACUUGGAAAAUUCCGUGACGGUAUCUUGGAGUCAAUAACCCAGAGUUUGCCUUCAACUCCCUUCGGAGGAAGCUCAGCUGACAGAGACGAGUACCUUAUUGCGCCACCCGGUUGUCUGCAGUACUACCCGGAUCGGGCAGGAGCGUUUGAAUCGUUCAACUACAAUCGAGGUCAGGGCCCGUACAUAGGAAACCUCAUCUACUCCACGUGCUUCAAGAAGAGUCCGGAUGUUUGCGGUAUCAAAUUCACAGCAGCAACCUUCAACAUGGCAUACCGUGAUGAGACCAACAUCUACCUGGAUACUGACUGUCAGAUCAACCCGGUGACCAGAGGAACUCCUCAAUCUGAGGAUUACCUGUUCAUCCCUGAAGCGGAGACUGCUGAUGGAUUGAGAGGAUCCAAGUUCUGUGGGGCUAGUGCUGCUAACCAGAUUAUUGCUUCAACCCCCCCUGGACCUCUAUACGUGCACUUCAAGAGUGACAAUCUAGUGACAGACGGCAUACCCGAACAAGGAUACCGGUUCAGCUAUAAUGUACUUAAUAACUGCUUCGGUAGGAUCUAAAUUCCUUUGCACAUAACUUUGGAAGAAACAGACAUGCCAUUUUGAUUGCCAGUAUGAAAAUAUUGUUAAAAAAGUACUUUAAAAGCUUUUAUUUUUACUUGCAAUCGAUGUUAAGGAUUUUUUUAUUUAUUUUUGUGUUUUUUUUUCUGAAAUAAAUACUCAUGUAUUCUGAACUUCUUGCUGUCACUUUUGACAGCUGUCAAAGCAUUUAAAAUGGCCGCUUUGUGUGGCUUGAAGACUGUUUUAAUUUAUUUUACUGGAGUUUUGAUAAUUUGAGAUUAUUAUUUAUGUAUUUAUGUUUAAGAGAUAAUGCAUUUACUAGUUUGUUAAUGGAGGGCAUUUAAUUUGCAUUUAUAGACUUAAAUAAAUGAAAAUUAUAAAAAUUA